CUUUUAGCUGCACGAAAAUUUUUAAAUAUUGCCUGUGUGGCAGAUAGGACAAACAAUUCUCACCCUUGAUCUAAAUUACUCGACGAGGCGGCCGUUACUUCUACGAGAAAUAAAAAUGUUCAGUUGAAUAAUUUACGUAAUUACGCUAACUAACUUUUUAAUUUUUUACUUCGCGCCGCACAUUUCAAUAUACGAAUUAUAGCCGCUGAGUUUGCACAGCGUAUGCACUUGGAAGUAAUUAUCUGGACAGCACCAGUUCCGGGAUAUUAAUUUUCAAUGUGUCCGACGAAAUGCAUUGGCGUUCCAAUUACUUUUUUUUGUAAACAGCUGUUUUAUGCAUUGAAGCAGAACCUGACUUAAUGCCAAACUGCUCGACUACUUUGUUCACGCUGCACUUAGGCGGAGCGUUCUUGCAGGGGAAUGUAGACCAGACAAGAGCGGUAAUACUCGGAGCAACAGGGAUUAUUUUAAACAGCUGUUGCCUCGACUAAGUCUUCUUGUUGGAACGCUGGCGCUAAAUAAAUAAAGGCGUCUCUUUAAAGGCAUACAGUGGCCAUCAGAUUUAAUCCAAAAAUUCUGACAUGUAAUGCUGUCUUGGUACCCCUUUUCCUCAUAUGUAAUUUUUUCCCAAUUUUUCUUCCCCGGUGUAUAAUCGUGCCGUUUCAAAAUAAAAUUUAGUUGGAUGUCACCGCUUUUGCGUGUUUUGGUAGACAGGAAGGUUGGCAGACAAGAGCGUUUACGUUACCGCACACGUCGAGUGGGAAUGCGGCCACCGUUGGCAGUAAUCGCACCCGCGACCUGGUGCUCAACGACUUAGCGCGUCAGCCACCGAGUCACUGCAGCGAGUUCAUCGUUAAGUGUGUUCAACUCAGCAUGUGCGCAUACCCCGUAUGCCAUCCCAGUGUAGUGCCACCCCACCUGAGACACAGGCACGAGGAAGGCAGUGCCCUGCAUCCCCGGCUCUACGGCAAGUACCGGCUGUCGCUGUGCCUCAUCCCGCUCGGCUUCCUCGGCAUCAUCGGAGUAGCCUAUUUGAUGGCUAUACCAGAGUCGCGCACGCCAAGUGGAACGCAGAACUCGACACCGUUGGCGGCAUUCACGAGCGCUGCGCCAUCUGCUGUCAGCCCAGGCAGACCUUUCCCGCGUUACAGGUAUGUGGCUCGUCCAGGCAUGUUCGAUGCUCCACGUGUGUUCGUCACGACCACGCCACCGGACAACGGCAUCACCACGUCGGAAGUCGCCAAGGUGUCCUGGGCUGCACACGUUCCCAGGAAGCCCAUGUGGUGCUUCUUUGACUCCAAGGAUUUCACCUACACGGUGAGCAGCCUGCCGCUGGAACUGUGCUCCGCCAUCAUCUUUUGCUGCCUCGAUCUCUCGCCAAGAGGAGACAGCGUCGCUGUCUUGGCGGCUGACGAAGAGAGGUACCGCGACAUCGCCGAGCGCCGCAAGGCGUACCCGUGGGUGCGGCUGUUCGUGGGCGUCGGAGGCCCACGGGCCAUGGAGGAGGGUUUCCGCGUCCUCAGCUCGCCCAACGUGACCAACAUGACCGUGGUGCGCCUCUGCCGCAGCCUGCACAAGUUCGCCGAGCGCAUGGGAGGCGAAGGCGUUCUUUUCCACCCGCCAGCUAGCACCGAUGGGGCCUACCAUCAGUUCAUCGUGAACCUUCAAGAAUGUCUUGGUGCAUUUGACAUUGAGGUUAGCGUUGUGAUCCCUGAAGACGCCAUCGACGACAGGGCAUUCGUGAAGUACGAGGCUUACUACAGAUUGCUUAAGAACGUCGUCGUGUGGGCGCACAUUCCAAACAUGAGCCACGUGACCUGCGCCUUCGAUGGAAGCUUCUUUGAGCCGUGGUUCGAGUGGCUGAAGCGCAAGCCCCUGUCCGUUGCCACCAAGAGCCUUCUGUCGCUGAGCCUGGCGCCACUUCGCUACCCGAUGCCGCCCGCCCAGGCAGGCCGGAACUGCUUCCGCAAGGAGUCAGCGAUAAAUCCUCAGAGGGUUCCUUUCGCCCAGGUGUGCCUCAGGGUGGCGGACAUGACGGCGGAGGAACCACUGCCGAGGACUGCGUGUCACGUGUACCACGACCUACACGACUGCUACGUCACCUUCUCCUCCAAGGCACUGAGCGCCAUUGCCGAAGUGGUGAAUCGACACUUCCAGAACGGCCUGGCCGUGGUCGAUCUCAACUUUGACGACUACCUCGGCGUCUGCGGCGAGCGCCACCGGCUCUUCAACGCACUGUAUAACAUCGUCGAUGGGUCAUGAACUCCCGCGGCUAAAUGUGCAGACUCGACCUGGACGCGGCACAGCCGGGAAGUGUUCCUCACAAAGCUCACGAAGCGGGGUGUCCUUGAAGGCCAAAAUAAAAUUUCGUGUCUUGGUCCGGAGGCACGAUGCUAGCUUGGCUAAAGGAAGUGAAUAAUAAGUUAGAGCUACGCACGACGACCGUGUGAAUGUGCAAUGUAAUAUAAUGGAGUGUAUUGACUGGCUCCGCGGCUGUGAUAAAUAGUGUAGAAUACGCCAGCCACGCUUGAAAUAGCCGCGGUGGUCUUCGAUAUUCUGCUGAGUACGGGACCGUGGGCUCGAUUCUCGAUCGUGCUGGAUGCAUGGUGAUUGAAGCGGAGUUAAAAAAGAUAAGUCUGGUGCAUCGAAUAUUGGGUGGACGAUAAAAAGGUCCCAGGUGGUGAAAAUUAUUUUAAAUUCUAAACUACAACGCAUCUAUAGCCCCUGUGCUGGUCUUGAAUGUUUAACCCCAGCCUUUAUCAAAAUCAUGCAAAUCCGCAACGAGUUAUGUAUGAGGCGUGUAGUGCAACAGGAAUCCUCUUUCGCGCUUUCCUACAACACUCGCCGUCAUCUAGCGCCGCCGCCGCGAAGCUUGAGCGUGGCCUCCGAAAUGCAUGGCGCACUGCGGUGUGUGUGAACGCCGAGAAACGCGCCAUGUGGCAACCGGUCACCUCUUUUUCGCUUCUUUCUGGACGCGCUGCGCCAUGCAGCGGCGCUGCGCUAUGCAGCCGCGCUGCCACGAAGUCCGUGCGUGGCCUCCGAGACGAGAAGCGUGGCGCGCCGGUGCCUGCUGAGAAUCGUUCGCUCGCUUGCCGUGCACUCGGUGGCACAUACUCAAGUGACCUAAGUUGGCGAGAGCUUCACUGAAUAGCGGCACGUACCCGUUGCAUUCAUGGCGCAUCUCGCUAAAGCGUUGUCCUGAUGCAUGGAUCCAGUUCCUGGGGGCGAAAACAUUUUUAUGGUUACUUUAAUAAAACGUUUUGACAACAGCAAA
Messenger RNA from Dermacentor andersoni, 3274 nucleotides. RefSeq lists its product as uncharacterized. NCBI's taxonomy places the organism in Eukaryota, Metazoa, Arthropoda, Arachnida, Ixodida, Ixodidae. The record is from RefSeq and is a predicted model, not a curated record.